UAACGGUUUAAGAACGUUGUCAACGUGCAAGCCACCUAUCGAAGCGAAGAGAAAAUGGCGGUCGCCACCGGAGUUAGCGUAAUUGCCCUCACGCCGGCAUCCAAAGCCGACGCCAAUUACCACAGACCCACUGAACUCAAAGCUUUCGACGAUACUAAAGCCGGCGUUAAAGGCCUAGUCGACGCCGGUAUUGCUGAAAUUCCGCGCAUCUUUUACCAGCCACUGCCAGAUUACGACUCCGACAAUGUUUCCGGCGAAACCCACCACUGUAUUCCGGUGAUAGACCUCCACCACGUCGACAAAAAUCCCCUCCAACGCGAAAUUGCCGUCGAAAGAAUCCGAGAAGCUUCAGAGAAAUUGGGUUUCUUCCGAUUGAUCAACCACGGGAUUCCGGUGAGCGUUCUUGAAGAGAUGAAAGAUGCGGUUCGGAGAUUUCACGAACAAGACACGGAAGUGAAGAAACAAUAUUACACACGCGACCCCACGAAGCCUGUGAUUUACAACAGUAAUUUCGAUCUGUACAGCGCAGCGGCCACCAAUUGGAGGGACACAUUUGGGUAUAUAAGUUCCCCAAAUCCUCCCAAUCCACAAGACUUGCCCGAAAUUAUAAGAGAUAUUGUGGUUGAUUACUCGAAAGAAGUGAUGAAAAUUGGGAAAUUGCUGUUUGAAUUGUUGUCGGAGGCUUUGGGGCUGAACCCAAAUUACUUGAAUGACAUAGGGUGCAGCGAGGGGCUUGCACUUGGGUGCCACUAUUACCCGCCAUGCCCACAGCCCAAAUUGACCAUGGGCACAUCCGAGCAUAGUGAAAAUGUCUUCAUUAAUGUGGUGUAUCAAGACCACGUCGGAGGUUUUCAGAUCCGUUGCCAGAACAAGUGGGUCGGCGUGCCCCCUGUCGCCGGAGUGUUGGUCGUCAACAUCGGAGAACUUAUGCAGCUAAUAACAAACGACAGAUUCAUAAGCGUGGUGCAUAGGGUUGUGGCAAAGAAGGAGGGUCCGAGAAUUUCAGUUGCAGGGAUUUUUUCUACGCUUACUUUCCCGAACCCAAAACUGUAUGGACCCAUAAAAGAACUGUUAUCGGAAGAGAACCCUCCAAGGUGCAGAGAAACCACCAUCAGAGAAUUGUAUCUCCAGUAUCGUGAAGAUGGUCUUGGGACUUCUACACUGCAGCGUCUUAAGCUUAAAGCUGAUGUUUAAUUGCAUAGAAAAAAAGGUAUAGUUUUCAUAAUUUCUUGGCUCGGUUUUGCCAGGACCAAUCCUGUUUUCCCACCAUGAAAUGUACCUUAAUAUGUUCAGGUUGGCCUCUUUGAUUCAAUGUUGGUCAAGAAAGUGAUGAAUUCCUCAUCUUAUCCUUUAUAUGUUAUAAUAUAUAAUACAAUACGUUUAUAUAUGCUCGAGAUCAUGCCUUGUGCAACCAUAAAUUGUUAUUAUUAAACAAUAUCAA
Messenger RNA from Momordica charantia (bitter melon), 1441 nucleotides. Its product is annotated as 1-aminocyclopropane-1-carboxylate oxidase homolog 1. The record is from RefSeq and is a predicted model, not a curated record. Lineage: Eukaryota; Viridiplantae; Streptophyta; Magnoliopsida; Cucurbitales; Cucurbitaceae.